Molecule: messenger RNA, 2049 nt
Organism: Drosophila eugracilis
Lineage: Eukaryota; Metazoa; Arthropoda; Insecta; Diptera; Drosophilidae
Gene: Cfp1
Product: CXXC-type zinc finger protein 1
Exons: 4
Coding region: 80-1999 (639 amino acids)
Biological process (GO): positive regulation of DNA-templated transcription
Cellular component (GO): Set1C/COMPASS complex
Molecular function (GO): DNA binding; zinc ion binding
Source: RefSeq, a predicted model, not a curated record
ACCAUUAUUAAUAGUUUAUUUUUUUUGGAAUCCGGGACGUCAAUUUGCAGGCUUGAAUUCUGGGAAAGAUUGAAGCGGCAUGGCGGACAAACGGAAAUAUAAGAAAACUAAAGAGGAAAUCCGGCGAGAAAUCGCACGGGAGUUCGAUUUGCCGGAGCGCAAGUCUAAGAUUGCCACCAUACUCAAGCAGGAAGAUCAGGCAUAUUGCAUAUGUCGAACCUCCGACUGCUCGAGGUUCAUGAUAGGCUGCGAUGGUUGUGAGGAGUGGUACCACGGCGAUUGCAUUGGGAUCACCGAAAAAGAGGCUAAGCACAUCAAACAGUACUACUGCCGGCGCUGCAAGAAGGAGAAUCCUGAUCUGCAAACCAUUUUCCGUCUUGUGGCCACCGAACGGACUGCGGCCUCGAAUGCCGCCUCAACGAGUCUAAAUGCCCCGGGCUUGGGUCCUCCAGGUGGAGGACAAGGGGGUGCAGCGAUAGCACCCGGAGCAAAUAAUCUGCAGGUGCCGACGACGACAGGGGCUCUGAAGCGCAAGAGCAGUAAUGCUCGAGAACCGAAGGCGGGCAAGCGAUGCGGCACCUGCGAGGGAUGCCGGCGUCCCAAUUGCAAUCAGUGCGAUGCUUGCCGCGUCCGUGUUGGUCACAAACCGCGCUGCAUAUUCCGAAAUUGCGUGGCCCAGGCGGGAGCAGGCACUAAAGAGGUGUCACAGAGUCAAACGGGUCCAGGCAGGAAGCGGGAGAAAGCAGCUCCAAAAGAUCGCAAGGUGAUGACAGGCCUGCGGGCGGCCAGCCCAGAGGUUUAUCUCAACCCGGAGCUGGAAGGCACGCGACAGUGCCAUGGACCCGGUUGCUGCUGCCAGGCGAGACCGCAGAGCAAGUACUGUAGCGACAAAUGCGGCUUCAAAUUGGCCACUAACCGCAUCUUCCAGGUCCUACCGCAGCGUCUGCAGGAGUGGAAUCUCACGCCAUGCCGCGCCGCCGAAGAGACACGCAAGCACCUGGAAAGCAUUCGAAAUAAGCAGUCCACGGUGCGUUUCGCCCUCGCCGAGUUGGACCAGCGCUUUGAGGAGCUAGGUUUGAUAGUGGACCGGGCCAAUCGAAGCUCUAUCGAUACGAAUGGAUCACAAGACACUGCAGAUGCGGAGGACGAGCAGAGUAUGUACUGCAUUACCUGCGGUCACGAGAUUCACUCGCGAACGGCCAUCAAGCACAUGGAAAAGUGCUUUAACAAAUACGAAUCGCAGGCCAGCUUCGGGAGUAUAUUCCAAACGCGAAUGGAAGGUAACAAUAUGUUUUGUGAUUUCUACAACCCAGCCAGUAAGACGUACUGUAAAAGAUUAAGGGUACUGUGUCCGGAGCACAGCAAGGAUCCUAAGGUGAGCGACACGGAUGUGUGUGGUUCACCCUUGAUAAACGGGGGUUUUAAUCCCUCUGGCGAAUUUUGCCGGGCCCCAAAGAAGAGCUGUUUCAAGCAUUACGCCUGGGAGAAAAUUCGGCGUGCGGAAAUCGAUUUAGAACGUGUUAGGCAAUGGCUCAAGCUGGACGACCUAAUGGAGCAAGAGCGCAUGCUGCGACAGCAGUUGUCUUCUCGGGCGAAUCUUCUAGGACUGAUGUUGCACUCCACCUAUAAUCACGAGGUGAUGGACGAGCUGGUACGAAAACAGCAGGAGCAUUUGGCGGAGUUUGAGAAGCAAAAGCGACGGCAGGCGCAACAGAAGCAGCUGCAAGCGCAGCAUCAAUUGUACCAGGAGAAGCAAAAACAGAACUUGUUACUGCAGCAGCAGCAACAACAGCAGCAGCAACAACAGCAGCAGCAGCCGCAACAACAGCAGCAGCCGCAACAACAGCAGCAGCCGCAACAACAGCAGCAGCAGCAACAACAGCAGCAGCAACAACAGCAGCAGCAGCAACAACCGCAGCUGCUGCAACAACAACAGCAGCAGCAACCAAUCCAAGUUCAAAAGCAACCACAAAUAAUCUACCUGCAGCGAAAGCCAUAGAGUUUCAUUCCUCCAAACAUAAUAAAAAUAAACAAUAAACUGACAUGCAA